AUGGCGGGCCAGUUCCGCAGCUACGUGUGGGACCCGUUGCUGAUCCUGUCGCAGAUGGUCCUGAUGCAGACCGUCUAUUACGGCUCGCUGGGCCUGUGGCUGGCGCUGGUGGACGCACUGGUGCGGAGCAGCCCGUCGCUGGACCAGAUGUUCGACGCGGAGAUCCUCGGCUUUUCCACCCCUCCAGGCCGGCUCUCCAUGAUGUCGUUCGUCCUGAAUGCUCUCACCUGUGCCCUGGGCUUGCUGUACUUCAUCCGGCGAGGGAAGCAGUGUCUGGAUUUCACGGUCACUGUCCAUUUCUUCCACCUGCUGGGCUGCUGGUUCUACAGCUCCCGGUUCCCCUCGGCGCUGAGCUGGUGGCUGGUCCAGGCUGUGUGCAUCGCGCUCAUGGCUGUCAUCGGGGAAUACCUGUGCAUGAGGACGGAGCUCAAGGAGAUACCCCUCAACUCAGCCCCGAAGUCCAACGUGUAGGCUCACGCCCUGUGGACACCCCGCUGGAAGUUGGGCCCCCCAACAUCUUGAGCCGCUCAGACCCUCCAGCUGAGGUCCAGCCCCGGUUUUGGAGAAACCCUGGAAAUGUGAAGUGUGUUGGUGUGAGAGAGAGUGAGACCCCAUCAAGAAGGCAGGGAGCGGGGUGGGCUUACAGCUAGAGGACGGCAACCCUCUGCUGGAGCCUUUGCAUCCGCGAGGCCAGUGAGGGGACCUCACUGAGGAUCCCAACAGAAGUGGAGCCAUGUCACUCUUGAGCCAUCGUACCUGUCACCAGCCUGUUCUUUGUUUUUGCCUUUUUUUAAAAAAAAGAACCAUGAAAUCAAGGAUAUUUGAUUGGAGCAAACCACUCUGUAUUCACGUGUCACCUCUCUGUACAGUGCUACCAUGGCCUGGCUGCCAUGGCCACAGUGAUUCUGUUGGGAGAAGCACGUGAUUUCUGGAUCCAGAGCUGCAGAAAGAUGUAGGUGCAGUGUUCAAGGCCGCUGUCAGGGAGAGGACAGCUGAAGGAGGCGUCACGCACAAGGAAAAUGCGUAGCCUGUGACCUUUGUACACGUGUGUGCGUGUGUACCCAAGGGUCCUGGGACCACCCUUCCUCCCAGUUCCAUACCCUGCUCACAGCUCUCAACGUGGCUGCUCAUAGGACCCAGAGAAAAAUCCCAGCACCAUUCCCAGUCUAAGGCACAGAACAAGUCCCUGCUGGCCCUUGCUGGCCCUUGCUUCUGGCAGGAGUUCAUUUUCUUGCCUCAAGUGGAAUUCUGCAGUGAGAAGGUUGGUCGGAUGCGGGGCCCGGACACAGGCAGCCCAGCCCGCCAGCCUGGGACACACUGGCACUCUGAGGGAGUUAGGAAUUUGCUGCCAAGAUUUUUUCCUUUGGGAUGGAGUUUCCUCUGUGAGGGGCUUGUGGCUGUCCUUCCUGUGUACCUAAAUACAGUAUUUUCUGCA
Ochotona princeps (American pika) is the source of this 1435-nucleotide messenger RNA. RefSeq names its product SYS1 golgi trafficking protein (gene SYS1). Gene Ontology annotation, cellular component: trans-Golgi network; Golgi membrane. The record is from RefSeq and is a predicted model, not a curated record. Lineage: Eukaryota; Metazoa; Chordata; Mammalia; Lagomorpha; Ochotonidae. Gene Ontology annotation, biological process: Golgi to plasma membrane protein transport; Golgi to endosome transport; protein localization to Golgi apparatus. Bases 1 to 471 code for a protein of 156 amino acids. The transcript has 3 exons.